This is a messenger RNA of Aspergillus sclerotioniger CBS 115572, 1507 nucleotides long. RefSeq names its product SGNH/GDSL hydrolase family protein. NCBI's taxonomy places the organism in Eukaryota, Fungi, Ascomycota, Eurotiomycetes, Eurotiales, Aspergillaceae. The transcript is spliced from 11 exons. The record is from RefSeq and is a predicted model, not a curated record. Bases 140 to 1348 code for a protein of 402 amino acids. Gene Ontology annotation, molecular function: carboxylic ester hydrolase activity.
UUGUCCAGAGCCACAAACUAUGCUGGAUAGCAGAAGCAAAUUUACGCAAGGAAAUAGUCAUCAUUUCACCGCAGACUUAAGAAUUGGCCCUCCUUUCCACACAUCCGCGCAGCACAACCGAAGGUAAACAACAGAAACGAUGCGACUCUCUCUAUUCUAUUUGCUCUCAUGGGUUCUGCAGGCCUCGGCCACCAUUCUGCAGAAUGGCCAGGUUCGAGAAGAUCCGUAUCCUGGGCAGGCUCCGAGUAUUUCGCUGGAGGAUGGCUCCUGGCGGAGUUAUGGGCCGAAUGCAUCGGAGAUAUCGUACAAGGGGAGGUGGGAUAGUAAUUAUGUUUCUUGGUGGUCACUUCCGGGCAUCAAGCUUGGGUUUACCGGCGAUCAGCUUGCUUUGAGCUUCGGUCCACAGACAAGCAAAGGGGUACUUUUGGCUUAUCGAAUCGGUGGUUUGGACUGGGAAUUCUCGAACGUAACUGCGAACGCGACAUACCAAUUUGCUGGAUCAUGGACCCCGGGGUUAAACCUGUCCACCAACCACACGUUCGAAAUGCGAGUCACGAAUUGGGUUCAAUUGUCCAGCGUGUCUGUCGCUUCUGGCUCAAAACUAGUUGUAGUCCCUGCAUACAACAAGACGGUGGAAAUCAUCGGUGACUCCUUCGCAUCGGGACAAUAUGCCACUUAUGAGGGGCUUUCGUCAUGGGCGUACAACUUUGCCGCCGGCCUAGGGGAUGUCGAAUACUCGAUCACCGCAUAUCCCGGAAUCUGCUUGACGGACCAAGAGUGCUAUGCGGAUAAGGCACGGGGCAUGACACAUCAAUGGUUCUACGCCUCUGACGCAGGUGUACGCGCAAACGCUACCUACGGAGACCAUCCCGAGAAAUGGAACUUUAGCUCCCGUCCCCCAGCAGAUCUAGUUGUCAUAGACCUGGGUACAAACGACCGCCGGCCUCAAAACAACAUCCCCGGCUCAACCUUCUAUGACAGCUACGUUGACCUGGUGAACAGUGUACACGACACAUAUCCAAACGCACAGAUAGUCAUCAUGUCCCUCUGGGGCAACUUCACCCGCUCCGACGACACCUACAUCCAAUCCCCAUUCUACGUCUCCGAAAUCCAGCGCGUCUGCCAACACUUCCAAAACGACGGAUUCGUACACUACUUCGGCACCAAAGGCAUCCUUCAACACAACGACAUCGAUCCCCAAGAACACCCAACCGACGUCGGCCACCUAAAAAUCGCCAGCCAUCUAAUGCAAUGGACGAAACUAAAACUCGGGUGGGAAUUCGGAGCCACUGGUCCGGAAGUCCAGCACGAUACACUCUACUGGAAUAACCAGGAUAGCUACCGUUGAUCCCCCAUCCCCACAAGAUGUACCUAUCCAUACCAAACUUCCAAUACGGAAAGAAAGAAAGUAUGUAGGACAACGACCCCACGCUGCACCACACAAAACCCCGAGCCCGAAUCCAGUCCACUCGACUCAAGUCUGCAACAACAUGGUAAUCGGCAUCCA